UGCGCUCUACAAAAAUACAAUGAAGUGCGAGUUACUUUCCAUUGCAAGCAAAUUAUUCUGAUCUAUAAUGGUAUUUAUGGGAAAAGGUAGAGGUAGAGGAGGGAGUCAAUUUAGCAGCAAAGGUGGAGGCAUAUCUGCUACAACUCGCAAAGAGAAAAGACAACAAGAUGAUUACGAUCGAGAUCGUUCCCGCUCCCCUGUAUCGAAGAGGCCUGUGUUGGAACGUCUUGGACCGCAGCGAGAUGAGAUGUCACCUUCACAUGAGUCUCUAAGGAUCACAGUUGGAAAUGAAAUAUAUAAAGAAGGGAAAUCCAAAAGUCCACUCUCAAGUAGGCUUGGACCACCACCCAAAAAACAUGAGUCAUAUGAUGACAUGAAGCAGCAUUCAGAUGAAAGAUAUGAUGAGUUGUAUGGUGGUGGAUCUGGUGAUGAUCGUGACAAAAGACAAACUAGGAGAGAUAGGUAUGAAAGUCCCCGCUCACCUCAUAGAGGUUCUCAUGAUCAUGGUCAAUCUGAUUCUUUUGACCGUGAUUGGAAGCCCAGUUCUUAUGAUCGUGACCGUGAUAGACGAUCAUCAUCACGUGACCGAGAUAGAAAAGAUCGUGAACGUGGAAGACAUGACUCACAUGAUCGCCACAGUGAUAGACGAGAAUACAGUAGCGAAAGAAAAGAAUAUAGUAGUGAAAGAGAUCGGCGAGAUCAUGGAAGUAGAGAUAAGGUUGAUAGAUAUGAUGACCAUUCACGAAGAAGUGAUUCAUAUGAUCAUCAAAGAAGAAAUGAACAUGAAAGAGACAAACCAUCCUUUGUCAGAGAAGAAUUUUCACAGGACACACAUUCUCAAGGUGAAUCUAUAAAUAGAUACAGAAUUCCAGAUUCUCAUUCUUCACAUGCAUAUUCAGGAGCUUACUCAUCCCCAAAUCCAUACAGUUCUUUGCAAUCACAACAGACUGCACCAGGAUCUGGUGAUAAUAAACCAUUAAAAUCUAUUUUGAAGAAAAGUGCACCUGAUCAACCAGCUUUCACUUCAGACAAAAAUGUACCAUUCCCAUCAAAUCCAUAUGGAGUUCCUAAGCAAAUAUUUCCAAUAGGGCAAACAGCCAGUGGUAAAAAAGGAUACCAAAAACCAUCAACAAAAUCGUUAUCUAGUCUCCCAGGAAUGUCCUCAUAUAUGGAUAUUGAAGAUGAGGAGAGAUUUCUGUAUGGUGAUGAUGGUGAGGACAAAGCUAAAAAAGAAGCUAAACUUAAAAACUACUAUGACAGAAGAGAACCUAAUGAACAUACACAUUAUCCAAAGGAGGAAAGACCCUCUGAACCAGGGUUUAGAUCAGAUGAUAGAUACCCUCCACGAUUUGAUCAACACAAAUCUGAUUAUCCCCCAGAAAGAGAUUACAGGGGGCAUGGUACUCCACAGCAAUUGCCUCCAAAAGAAUCAGAUCUCCUGAGUAUUUUUACAAGUCAAAGAGGACAGACAAAUCCCACAACAAGUACAUCUUUUUCAGGACAUCAGUCACAAAGCACAUCCCCAGCAGAAAAGAAAGCCAAAUAUGAUCCCACUAUAGAAAACAUACUGAAGUCCAUUGGUUUUGAUUUUGAAAUGUCAAAGCGAAUGCAGGAAAAGGCACAUCCAACCCCAAUGAAACCAAAAGAAGAAAUUCAUCACUAUGGUAUUGAUCAAGCAUCAACAUUUCUUGGAGGGGAACUGUCUGAUGAUAUUAAAAAAGAAUUUUUCCCCAUGAAAAAUAAAAUUGAAAAAGAAUCAAUGGUUGAUGUUUUGUUAAGAGAAGCAAAAAUGACAUCACCUACAAGUGACAAACUAAAAUUAAGGAUAGAUACUGUGUCUUCUAGGGAAAGAAGGGACUCUGUACCUUCAGGUGACAGGGGUUAUACAAGGGAGUCUUACAGUGAUGAUAGAAGUAGACAUGCACCUGUAAGAGAGGUGUAUAGUGAUGAUAGAAGUAGACCUGCAGUUGUACCAGCCUCCCAGCAACCAUCACCACCUUAUGCAGUCCCAGCUAGCUCAUACCCACCAGCAUCUACAUAUGCUGUGUCUACAGUGGCUAGCACGUAUCCAGCAACAAGUACUGCAGUCUCAACAGCACCAUAUGCUGUAUCUGGGUUUUCCUCUUAUGCUUCCCAACCUGCAGCUUACACAGGGCCACCACCAUAUGGGAUGCCUCCCCCUGGUCAUCCUGGUAUGUGGGGACCACCGCCUGGUCAACCAAACUAUGGAACUAGAUUUAUUCCUCCCUAUGGUGGACCACCUCCAGGUUAUCCUCCAGGAUACCCACCUGGAUAUUCCCCAUACAGACCUCCCCCACCUACUUCAACAUCAUAUAAGGAUUCCUUCAAAUCAGUAGAAACAUCCAAAGGGAAAGACACUUUUACAACAACAACAAAAUCACUACCCAAGAAACAGUCUAAUUUGAAGACUGUAGAACUUAAGAAUAUGGAUGACCCUCCUAAGAGAAGUGAAACAAAGACUGUAACAGUCAUAAGAAAAGUGAAAAAAGGAGAAAAGGGAAAAUCAAAAGAGAAUAUAGUCAGUUCUACAACCACAUCUUCAAAUAGAACUGUAUUGCCACCUAAAACAAAAACUCUAAUGAAAAAACCUGAGAAAUCAAGUCCAAAGGCUACUAGUGAAAAACAGAAAAUAACUAUCACUAAAGUAAUCCUUACAUCAAAAGAGAAAGAGAAAUUAGUCAAAGACAAGGAACAUGUUCAACAGAGAUUAAAAAUAUUAGAACAAGAGUUAGCCUCCUUACGUAAACAACAGAAUGAACUAAUGAGGAAGAGAAGAAGACAAAAGGAUGGACAUAAAGAUCCAAUACUAAUGCAAAACAGCAUUCUACAGGAUGAAAUCGCUAAGCAAAUUACCAAACUGAAACAGGAAGUAGAAGAGAAAACAAAACUUUUGAGUGAGGCUUCAGUUGAAGACACACCCUCAACCCCUAAAAGGUCUCGUGAAUCAUCAGCUUCUAGGCAAUCUCCAUUGGCAACUGAAUCAUCUGCUAAAAAACCAAGAACAGACAAAAGAUAUAAUGAUCGCAGCAGAGAAAAACAAAAAUUAGAUACACCAAAAAGAAAAGAUGACAUUGGUUCAAGAGAAAAACUUAAGCAAGAUGACCGUCGAUCUUCAUCUGUUACUAAAUCAUCAACAGAAAAAAAAGAGAAACCAAAGGUAGAGGAACAAAAACCUAAGACUGUUGCACCUGAAUCAACUCCAGGAAAGGAUACAUACAAACCUAUAAAACCAGUAAAGAAGAUAAAGUAUGAGUUCUUUGAUCCAGGAAAUCAUUGGUGUCGUACCUGUAAUGUUGUAUGCUCUAGUUUGACAUCUUUAAUGCAACAUCUUCAUGGAAAAAAACAUCAAAAUUUGGUAAACAAGUAUGACAGGCCAUGGCUGCCAGAAGAGUUGAAGACCCAAAAACCAAACAAUGAGAAAACAGACAACAAGGAAGAUAUCAAAGUAGAAGUUACUCCAAUAAAAGGACAAGAGUUCUUCAUGGCUACAAAAGGUUAUUAUUGUACUUUGUGUAAAGAACAUGCUGGAGAUGAUAUCAGUGCUGAGCAUCACAUUAAAACUGAGAACCAUUAUCUUAAGUAUCAGGAUUACCUGAAAGAAAAUCCAUUUUAUGAACAAAGAUUUAAUCUUGAUAAGGCUGCUGGAAUGUCACUAAUGAAAGAAGAGGAGAAAAAAAUGCAAAAAAACUUACCAAAGAAAGAGGAAGUGAAAAAACAAGAUGUAAAAAAUGUACCUAUAAAAGUUGAAGAACCCAAGGAAAAGGAUCCUGCUGCAGAAGCAAGAAAAGUUGAGCAAAAGAAAAAAAUGCAAGCCAUAUGGGAUAAACAUAUUAAUAGCAAACAACAAGAGAAAACUACCAGUACACAAAAUAAAAAUGGACAAAAUGAAGAAGAAAAGGAGAAAGAGAAAGGAAAAAUACAAAUAAACAUUCUUAAUAAAACUGGAUUCAAACCUAAACAAGCCACCCCUCCUCCAAAGAAAAAUCCUGUUUUACCACCAUGGAACCCUGUUUCAAAAGAACAAAAAAAGCAAGCAGCAAAAGUAGAACCAGUGAGAAAAGCUUCUGUAGAAAUUAAUGAUGAACCCCCUUCUCUUGAUGACUUUAUAACUGUUGGUGAAAACCAAAAAAUACCAGUUGUUUCAGAAAAAAGGAAAAUGAUUCUUGCACAAAGUUUGAUUGAUAAAGUACAAGCAAAGAAACAAGAAACACUAGAUCAGAUUGAAAAAGAGGCUGAGGAGAAAAAAGAAAGCAAGGCAGAGGAAAAUAAAAAUGCUGAAAUAGAUGAAAAGAAAGAAAUAGACAAAGAAGAAAAUCCAAUCAUUAUCAGUGAGGAAAAGAAAGAUUUAGAUAUGUUGGCCAUUACAAGUGAUGAUUCCAUACCUGUUGAGGAGAUCAAGCCUCCACCUCCUCCAACUCAAAAUCUAUCUUUACCUACGGAAAAGAAUGAGAAAAUGGCUACGAUCACUUCUGAGGAAAUGUGUACAUUGUUUUUCUCAGAAGAUAAACAAAUUAUUGUAGCAACUGAUGAAAAGCAGAUUGUAAAAACUAAAGCUGAUGACUUGGUUGAAAUUGAUGCACAAGCCAAUGUCACAUAUAUGUCUGAUGAGGAAGAUAGCAAUAACAAGAGUAUCAUAAAGAUAGAGGAGAAACAACCAGUUCCACUUGAACUGGCAAAGGAUUCUGAUGUUGUUGUCAUUUCCAUUGACUCUCAGUCUGAUGAGAGUUGUGAUGAGGACACUACCAAGACAAGAGAAACAAUAGAAAGUAAGACAGAUGAACAGACAGAAAUGUCUGAAACAAAGGUUGAAAAAGUUACUGGAGAGGGAGUUGAUAAAGAGACUGAACUUAAAACUGAUCCUUUAGCUGUGAAAGAAAAUGAUGAAUCAGCAGAAAUACAACAUUUAUCUGUGGUAAUAGAUGGGAAAUCAACAAAUGAAAAAUCCGACUCCACUAGUGUUGAUACAGUUCAAGCAUCUCAAAUAGAAGUCUUAUCCGUUAGUCAAAAUGUUUCAAAUAAAGGUCGCAGGAGACCUCAAAAAGCUGAUGCAAAAAAUAUGACUGAAGUAACAAUAAUUGAUGAAAAUGAAGGAAACAUGAUUGAAGUAGUGAUGGGUGCAAAAGACACUACUGAGAAAAAACCUGAAAAUGUAAUAGAAGUAGUUCAGACACAUAGAAUAUCUCAGAUACCAGCACCAAAAGCAAUACCGAGAACAAGGGAGUUAAGUAAUUUACAUGAUGUUAAUCCAGAACAAGUUGAGGAAAUUGAGGAAAUAAAAGAUACAUCCAAGAUUGCAACUAAAAGUAUUAAGAAAAAAGUUAAACCAGAAAAACGCACACUUAAGAAAACUAGAUCAUAUAGAAAGAAGUCCAUGGAUAAAAAACAGUCUGAAAGAACUAAGUAUGUCCCUAAAAGACACUUACAAGUUGAUAUCGUCUCUAUAUCAGAUGAUGAAGAACGAAAUGCAAAGUAUGAAAAUGUAGACAGUGCAUCUGAUUUUUCUGAUCCAGAAUUAGAAAAUAUUUCAAGCUCAUCUGAGAAAUUUGUUUCAGAUAUUAAUGAACAUUUAGAAAAUGUCUCCAGUGACUCUGAAAUAGAUAACAAUGAUGAUGAUCUAGAAAAUAUAUCCAGUGAUGAAAUGGAAAGUAAUUUAAUGAUGGUUGAUGAAGUUGGUGAAGUUGAUGAUUUUGCUGAUUUUGACUUUAAUGAUGAUGCAAAUGUUUUAGACCAAGUUGGUGAUUCUGAUGAGGAAAUGGAAGUUAAAGUUAACCAGGGGAAUAGGACAAUGCAGAAAAUGGAACUAGAAAUUAUUUCUGAUACUGAAGAUGGUGAUUUUAACAAAGAUGAUGAUGAGAAAAAAGAUGAACAUAAUAUCACUGACAAAACUAAGGAAGGUGAAAAAGGCACUGACAUACAUAAAGAAGAUCAAGUUGAUUUAAAACCUAGCUCAGAGAAUGUUGAAAAUGUAUCUACAGAUAGUAAGUUGACAGGAGAGGAAGUAAAAACUAAGGAGAUUGAAAUAAAACCAAAACUACAAGAAAUUGGUAAUGAAAGCAAGUCAACAGUUGAAGCAACUAAGGCUGGUGAUGAUUUGUCUAAUAAAAAUGUAGAAGAAAUCCAUAAAGAUUCUGAAACUCAAAUCAACGAAAAUAAAGAUACAACAUCAAAACAUGAAAUCCUAUCUGAAUCUGAAAACAUUACAAUUGAUAUUUCACAAAAGGUUGAAGACAGUAAUGAUACAUCAGAAGAAAUUUCUAAAACUGACAUUUCAUCGUUGGAUGAGGACAACAUUCCAGCCAAAACAACAAGAGGGCGUAAAAGGGGGAGAGGGCGUGGACGAGGUGGAUCAAGGAGAGGUGCAAGAAGAGGAAGAUCAAGUGCUAAAAAACAAAAUGAAAUAGAGGAGAAUAUUCAUACAGAGCAAAGAGAAGCUGAGGAAAGCCAGGAAACUAUGGAUGUUUCAAGUAACAUUCAAAAUAUGGAAGAAUUAAUUGACAAUAAAGAUCAGAAUGAAUCUGAUGAAAAGAUCGAUGAAGCAGAACCAGAUACUUUAAAGACAACCCGAAGAAGGGGAAGGUCAGCUGCUAAAACACAUAGUGAAAGUAAAGAAGAUGAAGAAAACACAACAUUAUCUAUUCCUUCAAAUGCUCCAGAAAUUAUGAUAGAUAAUACUGUCAUUUCACAAACUGAAAACCAAGAAAAACCUGUAGUUGUGAUAAUUGAUCUGAGCAAGGAAUCAGGUCCUGAAAAACAAACUGGUAACAAUGAGGAAGAAGUAGUUAAAGAUGAAUUAGUGCUAAAUGAAGAAGAAAGAGCUGAUAUUGUUAACCAACAAAGUAGAGAAGAAACAACUACUUUAACUAUUGUGACAGAAAAUGACACAAAAUCAGCAAACAUUGAACAAUCAAGCGUUAUAUUGCAAACAGAAACAUUGGCUUGUGAGAAAGUUAUGGUUGAAACUAAGGAAACUGACAUUAAUUUAUCUGCAGAUAAUACAAGUGAAAUUGAAAGUGUGCUAAAAGAAAUUAUAAGCUGUGAUGAGAAAACAAUUGAGCCUGAAAUCAUUGAUUUAGACAGUGAUGACGAGACUGAAAAUGAAAACAAUAUCCCCGCCGAGUCAUUACAUACAGACGAAAUUGACAGCAUUUCUGGUAGAAUCGAUAAGACACAGAGUACUGAAAAUCCUGAACAAGAAACAAAACCUGAAUUACUAUUACUUGAACAUCAGAAAACAUCAGAAAUAGUUGAUACUGUGCAUGUGGCUAAUGCAAAAAAAGAUCAGCUUAUCUCGGGAUUUGAAGUCUUACAAGAUGAUGAAAAUGACCAGAAUGCAAUUAUUGUUUCUGCAAACGAAGAACAAACAUCAUCAGAAAUAGCAAUGGAAACUAGCACAGAAUCUAAUAUUGAUGAUAGUGACAUUAUACCUUUAGAAAUGGAGGAGCUAGUUCCUCUACAAAGUUUAAGUGAAUCAAUAGAAGAAAGUACUAAUGAAGUAGACAACAACAAACCUUUGGACUUGGACAAUAAAGAAGUGCAAGAAAAUGUUAAUCAACUUGAGGUUAAGAAAAUAGAAAUAGAGAAAACCUCUGACAUUAACCACCCUGAUAAGAACAUUGCUGAUGGGCAGAUGGUUGCAAUAUCUGAUAGCUCUAACUUGACGAGUGAAAACAAUCAGUCAAAGACACCAGUAUGUCUUGAAUUAAACAUUGACAAUUUAGAAACAUUCAAUUUAAAUAUGAAAUCUGAUUUAUCUGUAUCAAUUGACUCAUUUGAAAGCAAUAAAAAUAGCAGUGUUUCUGAUUUAGUUCAUUUAGAAUUGGGCAAUAUCGAUCAUUUACCAAUCUUGCAAGAAGAUCAUACUAGAGACUCAGACAAUGGAAGUUCUACUAGUGAAAUUAAAAUAGAUGUUGUGCUUGAGGCAAUUGACAGUCUGUGUCGAUUUGAAUCGCCUGAAAAAACUGUUCAUUCCAUGCAAAAAAAAUGUGGAGAAACUAAAACUAAACAGGAUGACACAGAAAUUUUCACUGAAGUAAAAGUAGUGAAGGAUGACAUUGAAUUAAGCAGCCAUGUGAAUGUUGAAGGAAAUGACCAAUCAAGCAGCCAGGAGAUUAUUGAAAAAGAUGACCUUGGAAAGGAUGUAGAAAAGGAUGACCUUGGAAAGGAUGUAGAAAAAGAUGACCUUGGAAAGGUUGUUGAAAUAGAUGACCUUGUAAAGGUUGUUGAAAAAGAUGACCUUGGAAAGGAUGUUGAUAUGAAGGAUAGCAGUGAAAGUAUUGAAAUCAGUUUAACUGUACACACCAGUGAAAGUAGCUUAAAUCAGGAUUUGGCUGUAAUGCCAACAUUGGAUGGAAAUGAGACUGAUAAUGAAGAAAUACAUGAUUUAGAACAUGAGGAUGCUGCCAGUGUAGGGAGCGGUAUAAGCAUGGAUAUGGGAAGUGAUUUUGAAGUGUUAGAUGAAUGUGAGUCAGACUGACAAAUUCUGGAAAUUAAGUGAUUCAUAUAGAAAAGUGAAUUUAGAUUUCAUCAAAGUGGAUUAUAACUUUUCAGCAAUCAAAAGAUGCUUAGUGUAAAUAAAGUUUGAAAAAGUUAAGUUUUAUAAAAAGAGUGCUUUGUUUAUUCUGAUUAGGAUUAUAGACCAUACACACUUAUCUGGAAGUUCUCUGCAUGUUCCUGAUUCUCUGUGGAAAAUUAUUGACCAAUCUAAAUAUGGACAGACAUAAGUUGACUAUAUAGUAUUUACUGUACAUUAAAGUGUAAGAAAUUUCUUAAAAUGUCUUUAACAGGAUACCAGAGAAAAUUUUAAUUUGUUGUAAAUAUUAACUUUUAACUUUUGUUGAGAUAAAAUGCAUGUUACAGUACCCAUUGCUUUAUAAAAUAUCCUAUUCACAAUUUAAGAACCAUUCCACUGUCAAUACUUCUUUCCUCACUGUUAUCGGCAAGUACUGAACUUGAUUAUUUAUCAUGUGAAAAUAUUUACAUCAUUUUAGUUAUAUAUUCUGGAUAGGUGAUCAUAUUCACAAGUUACAAUGCUUACAAAAGAAUUUCCAUUUCUCAUAUAAGUUGUAAAUGCUUCUUUCCUGAGUGUUACUAGCAGAUAACUAAGUGAGAUAUGUAAUGUGCAGAAACUUUGGCCACCAAAUAUAUUUCUAUUACUAAAUGUUAAAUAAUAAAGCAAUGGGUACAUACAAGUUUACUUGAAAUAUGUUGUUAGUUGUUAAAGAUGCUUGUUAUUGUAUGGAAUUCCAUGUAAAAUGUAAGUAAACAAAUUUGAUCUACAUAGUGUUCACAUUAAAGUUUACAAGGUUUUUAAAAUAUUGUUUGCCAAGUAAAUCCAUGCUUAUUGGAUACUUAAUUGUGUUCUAAGUGUUUAUUUAAAUCAUAAACCCCUUCUUUAAUAUUGCACAUUUGAAAAAUCUCUAAAAUCCCUGAAGUUUUCAUAUUAUUUUGGGGUUAUUUCAUGGAUAGAUAUUAUCCAACAUUAAACAUCCACAAAAUGUUUUCUUUAAGAAACUUAAGUUAUUUAUAUCCGGAAAUCAUAUUUAGAGACAAAACUAUGAUAUCUUAACUCUACCAAAUAAAAUUUCUUACAAUAAUACAAAAGAUACAGUGAAUAAAUAUUCAUGAAAUUCCUACACCAAUCACUUUUAUACAUGGUAUUCCCUUAGAAGUUCUGCUGAGACAUUGGAUACAAGAAAAAAUUACUUGAAACUCAUAAUGGCCUAUUGCAUGAUGGGUUCUAGUUCAAGUUCGAGCAAACAUUCUUUGCAAUAAAUUUAUUGUGUUAUUUUU
This is a messenger RNA of Mytilus trossulus (common blue mussel), 9810 nucleotides long. RefSeq lists its product as uncharacterized. The record is from RefSeq and is a predicted model, not a curated record. NCBI's taxonomy places the organism in Eukaryota, Metazoa, Mollusca, Bivalvia, Mytilida, Mytilidae. Gene Ontology annotation, biological process: negative regulation of DNA-templated transcription; positive regulation of DNA-templated transcription. Gene Ontology annotation, cellular component: nucleoplasm. Bases 68 to 8494 code for a protein of 2808 amino acids. Gene Ontology annotation, molecular function: zinc ion binding; nucleic acid binding. The transcript has 7 exons.